AAGACUUGACUCCUGCAAUCUGAUGACGGCAACGGCGGCUGCAGCUGCGGUUGCGGCGGCUACGACAACAACGACAACAGCAACAACAAUUGGUGGGGUCGCUGCAGUUGCCGGCAGCAUUGAAACGGCGCCGCCGCCGCCGCCGCCAAUACCGCUGGUAAGGGCAACGCCUGGUAAUGGUAGCACCAACAUCAACGGCAGCGUCAACAUAGGCAACAACGCCAGCAGCAGUAACAACAACAACAACAACAGCAACGGCAGCAACAACAAUAACGGCAGCAACAUUGGCAACAACAACAGCAGCAAUGGCACCAGCAACAACGAUCAGACAACAGCGCAGGCGCAUCAUCAUCAUCACCAUCAUCAUCAUCGGCAUCAUCAUUUGCUGGAUACGCCCUCGAGCAAUGCAGCCGUUGCCGCUGCCGCCGCCGCCGCCGCCGCAGCCGCCGCAGCAACCACAACAACAUCCGCAACAGCAACAUUAACAGCGCCAGCAACGGGCCAAGUGUACGAGCGCCUAUGCCGGCCCAGCCAUGUUGUGACCCACCCAGCGGAGCAACAACAACAGCAGCAACAGCAACUACAACAACAACAACAACAACAACAACAACAACAACAACAACAGCAACAACAACAACGCGCACCCCUGCCGACUGCACAACAGCGUCCAGCGGUGCCGCCGCCGGUGCCGUUGCCGGUGCCGAUGCCGGUGCAGCAGCUGCCAGCGGCAGCGAGUUCGGUGCCGGUGCCAGUGACGAUGCCGUUGCCGUUGCCCGCACAUGCUUAUCAGACAAUGCCCGGCUAUUAUCAGGCGGCAGCGCGACCGAUGCCGCAUCACGCGCAUCCUCACGCGCAUCCACAUGCGCAUACACAUUCGCAUACACAUCCCCAUCCGCAUCCGCAUCCGCAUGUACAUCCACAUGCGGCCUACCACCAGCUGCAGCCGCUGAGCCACUACCAUCAGCAGCUUUAACAACGUAUCGCAGGCGCUGCCCGCGGCUGCUUUGCGACUCGCGCGUCUCAUGCAGCAGCUGCAACGCAUCCAGCCAGUGGAACAGCAACAGCAACAAGCAGCUGCUGCUGCAGCGUUGCCACCGUCGCCACUGUCGCCACCUCCGGCAACGUCAGGUGCUGCUGCCUUGAAUCGAUCAAGCAGCCGCCGGCGCCGCUCCUUUGAGGUGCGCACCAUGACGCUGCUCAUGAUCCUGCUGCUUCUGGUAUUAUCGCUGGGCAUUGGCCUGCCGCUGGUGCUGCUGCUGCUGCUGUUGCCGCCGCCGUCCAUGUGGCAGCUAUAGGGCGCAAUCUGGCUAGCUAAAUGCAGUGCGAUCUCAGCGCUGCGCCACAUUUUAACACCCCCACACACAAACACACACACACACACACAGACACACACACACACACAGACACAGACACCACCGCACUUAGUUCAUGUUAUAG
This is a messenger RNA of Drosophila virilis, 1437 nucleotides long. RefSeq names its product putative mediator of RNA polymerase II transcription subunit 29. The record is from RefSeq and is a predicted model, not a curated record. Lineage: Eukaryota; Metazoa; Arthropoda; Insecta; Diptera; Drosophilidae.